GAUAAAGCAAUACACAUGCUACAGACAGAAGUAACAGCGCUUUGCCAAGAGAUCAAGUCCCUGCAAAAAAAUAGCCACAGUUCUUAUAAGAAUCACUUUCUCUCUUUCCUGACCUCUUGGCCAUGGUUAUGGUUCAUCAAGUCCAUUGCAAAACAUAUCUUUCUCAACGUUUGUAUAUUCACAUUACUAUUCAUUGUCCUUAGACGGAGAAAGUCUCCUAUAGCCUUAGCAAUCGUUCAUCAUGUAGGACCGAGACUAAAGGAUUUUAUGCAUUAUCUUUUCGACACUACAGUUUUUUGGAAGGUUACUGUCUGA
This is a messenger RNA of Mycotypha africana, 315 nucleotides long. RefSeq lists its product as uncharacterized. The annotation marks the transcript as partial. The transcript has a single exon. The record is from RefSeq and is a predicted model, not a curated record. Lineage: Eukaryota; Fungi; Mucoromycota; Mucoromycetes; Mucorales; Mycotyphaceae.